CUCACGAUAUGAUUACUUAGAAUCAGUGACGACUACAAAGUUCAAGUCUAUAACGGACAACAGUACAACACUACAACUUCCAGGUGCUGUGAUUUGAACUUACUGUUAUUGCUACAGUUAUGCAGUAAUAGAUUACUUUUGGAUAAAUGGAAGCUGACUGACUUUUGUAUUUAGUUCGACGUACGACAAACAUUCGAUCUCCGAACUCUGAGUUCAUAGGUACGAAUUAUACAUUUUUGUACUUCUGAAUUCGGAGUUCAUUCGGCAAUCAUACAAGUUACAUUAACUUAACGUGACUUAAAUCAAUCAUUAUUAUUAUUAUUUAGCCAAUUCAGAACCGUGUAUAAUUACGAUUAUGUCGUGUCCAAUUACGUAUCCUCGUCAAAUAUUGCAACGAGUCAGUGACCGUAAAAAAAGAAAACUAGCGAUUGACGAUUCUGAUGAAAUAGCAUUAGACCGUAAUUUAGAUUUGUUCGUAGAUUCUGAGUUACAAGUGAUCGAAGAUUCCCAAACAUCGUUGAAGGGGCAUAGAGACUUGUUUGGUGAACUUAUACCGCAAGAUGAGUUUGUCAGUAAUACAGAAGCUAAAAAAAAAUCAAAUAAAAAGACGACAGUAUCAAAGAAAAAGAAACAAUCCGAUGAAGAAAUUAUGAUUGAUAGUCCAAUAUUAAGACCAAAAAGGGUGUUUAUUCCUACCCCAAAAUUCAUGAAAUUAAUGAAGGAGGCGCAAACAGAAUUGUACUCCUUAAUGGGUGUAAAUAAGAGUUCAAGUGACAUUUCAGUUGUAACAAGUGAUACUCUUAAUGUCAGUGGAAUACAAAAUUUAGAAGACAGUCCUAUAAAAAGUAUAAGAAAUGAGCCUAAGACAAAUUCAAAGAAUAAUGAUAAUGAUAAGGAAUCUCGACAAAUUCUUGAAGGAGUUGUAGCAUUUGUAGAUUACAAAAUUGACAACGAUCGUAGAGCUUCAAGCAUUAUUCAAUGCCUCAUUGAGAUGGGUGCCAAAAUUGAAAAAACAUUUAACCAAAAAGUUACCCAUGUGAUGUUUUGUGAUGGCUACCGUAGUACAUAUAAAAAAGCAAUCAAACGUAACAUCCCACUAGUGUCAGCAAGAUGGAUGGAGUACAGUAAAUUAGCUAAUAAGAUGUUGGAACCAAAAGACUAUCCACCUGUUGAUUUGGAAAAAUACACAAAAAAGACACCAGUAAAAAAUAUUAAUAUUCCAGUAAGCCAAACAUAUAAAAAAUUUUUAAGACCAAGUAAUAUUGAACGUGACCAGAUAUUCAAAUCCAGAUGUGAUCAAAUUAUGGAAAGAUUUAACAACUUAAAUGUGAACCAGAAUAAUGAAAAUAAAGACUGUCUUAUUGUUGAGUCCCCCCCAAAAAAAACUGUAAACAAACUAGAUGGUCCUUAUGAAACAAAUGAUAUUGUCAAUAUGUUAUCUGAUCAACUAUGUAAAGUAUUAAACAAAAUUGAUAGUCCAGUACCAGAUGAUCAAAUUGAUGAGCUAUAUAUACCAAUGUCACUUAAAGUAUUGAGAAAAUAUCUCACACCUAAUGGAAAGGAGAAUACAAAUUGUACAGAACUAGAAAGUGAACUAGCUAAAAUUGAAGAUCGGUUAAAUUUAAAUUCCCAAGCUAGACAACGAUUUCGUAAGCUAUUAUUUCCUUCCGACAAGAACUUAAAUAACGUAAGCAAUGUCAGUGAUUUUCCAUCUCCAUCACCUGAAAAAUUGAGAAUAAGCGCUCCAUCAAGAUUAAUUAGUACAAAAAAACGGAAAACAUUGAUUGAUAUCAAUACCAAUACCAAAAACUUAAACAGUAAUAAAAUAACUCCACUACAAAAAAAUGCUAAAAUUAAUUCCUUGAAGUGGGAAAUACCUUCAGAUCUGCGUCCGAAAAAAUCUAAAAAAAUCACUGUUCAAAAAGUAAAAAGUGUGAAAAUGACUCAAACCAAAGACACUGUUUCUAGUUUAAUGUCCAGAAAUUCUUCUUCAAUUUUCCAGACACCAAAAGCAUCUUUAGCUAGCCCUGUAGUGUUAAAAUCAAUUGCAUGUAGUGGAAUGACAAAAAGUGAAACAAACAUUUUAAAGUCAUGUAUACAAGACUUAGGAACAUUUAUUUUUCAUCCUAAGGUGGAACCUUCGACCACUUAUUUAAUUACCAAAUCACAACCAAAACGAACGUUAAAUAUUGUAUUUGCAAUGGCCUAUGGAUGUUUCAUUGUUUCUGAAGAUUGGGUACACAAUUCACACAAAAUUGGCAGAUGGUUAUCUCAUCAUCAAUAUUUGAUCUCAGAUUUAUCUGAACGUGUCAAAGAAUUUCAAUUACGUCGCCAUACAUUUGGGUCAUUAAUGACAUUUAAUAUUUUUGAUAACGUUGGCAGGAUAUACAUUUCAAAUACCUGUGAGCCCCAUGCUAAACUCUUAAGACGACUGGUGCGUGCGUGUGGCGGCCAUUGUACAAGCGCUGAGACUAAAGCCAAUGUAGUAGUUGGUUAUACACCACAAAUGAUUGAUAAUAUUCAUGAAAAAUGGAUUUUGGAUUGCAUAACCCAAGGGACAUUGCUAAAUAAAAAUCUAUAUAUGAUAGUUAAUACUAAUGAGUAAUGAUAUGACCUGAAAUAGUUUUCAUGUGUUCUAAAUACAAUUUUUUUUUUUUGUGUUUAUUCUAAAAACUAAUCUUUAUUUCUUUGAAAAUUAUUACUAUUUCACAUUACAAUGUUUUAAUAUCUUCUUAUCACAAAACAUUCUAAUGAAGUCAAUGUGUUUAGGGUUGUCUAUUUUUAUAUCUGUUUUCUUUUUAUUUUAAAUAGUAUUAAUUAUUUAGUUUAAUAUUAAAAUCUUCCUUAAAGCAACUUUUCUUAUUUUUGACUACUGUAUUAUUAAGUAAUUAUUAUAUAAAAAAAAAACCAUAGCACGUUAUUCAAUAUUUUUCCUCUACAAGAAAAAUCUAUAAAUUAUAUGCAUGUUUUUGUUAAUAUGUAACCAUGACAACCAAAUCAGUUAGAAAAAAAAAAUAUCCAUUCUAAAAACAUACAUGUUAAAGGUGAAUCAAUCUCGGUAUGACUAUACUUUAUUCCAAAUAAGAUCAAGCUUUGGCGGCGACCAGUUUUUGUUCCUCAGCGGUCAGACGCUGUCCUCACUACUGCGGCAGAUCAGGCACUGCCACCGGAACAAAGCCACGCCCAUACGCACACACGGCCGCCAAAGCCUGAUCUUAGUUGGAAUAUAGUAUAUAUAGGUUUUAUAUUUUUAAUUUUAUUAUAUACUAGUUAUUUCUUGUAGCUUCAAUAUAAUGUCAGUUAGUUUUGUUAUGAGGUAGUAAGGAAGCUAGUAUAGUACUGUGUUGAACUGUUGAAGAACAUUAAUACCAAGUUUCAAGUAAAUUUUACCACAAACAUAUUAUUUCCCAUACAAAGUUUACCACCCCCUUCCACCUCUCCAAUGGUUGAAUUUCUAGAAAAUAACUUCUCCGAGUUUCAAAUUUUUACCCUCGCAGUUAUCUUUCAGACCGUAAGUUUAGUGUGGUUAUUUAAUUUCACCCCUUGAAAGUACUUUUAUUAUUGUCUUUCCUAAUCUGAAAUAUUUUAAUUCAUAAAAAAAUAAUUGAUUAACAUUGAAAAUAGUAAAGAUCUUAAAAAGUACUUAAAAUUAAGUAUGUUUAAACAUGCAAUCCUCGCCUAAGAAAAAAAAUGUCAUUUACAACUUUACAUUCAACCAGUUUUACUGUAAACUAAAACCUUAAUAGUUGGGUAACCAAAAAGUGAGGUAACAAGUCAAAUAAAUAGUUUUAAAAAUAAAUUACAUUUUAGAUAUUAUGUAUUAAUAUCUACCUAAACUAAAAUUAAUACAUUUUAUGAUUUAGUAGUGUUUAAAAUGUUGGCUUUGAAUUGUAAAAAAAUAUUUUUAUGUAAAUUAUAGCUUUUUUUUUAUCAUUUUCUAUUAUUAAUAUAUUUUUUAAUUGUCUCUUCUUAUAUUCAUACAUUUAUUGUACUUUAAAAUGUAUUAUUUUUGUAACUAAUAAAUAUCUAUAUUUUCAUAA
Acyrthosiphon pisum (pea aphid) is the source of this 4040-nucleotide messenger RNA. RefSeq lists its product as uncharacterized. The coding region runs from base 356 to 2605 and encodes 749 amino acids. The record is from RefSeq and is a predicted model, not a curated record. The transcript is spliced from 8 exons. Lineage: Eukaryota; Metazoa; Arthropoda; Insecta; Hemiptera; Aphididae. Gene Ontology annotation, biological process: mitotic cell cycle.